UCGCUUCACGCAGACCAGCGGACGAACAUGGGGGGAAGCGAGAGCUCCUGACGAGGAUUGACUUUCAGUGAACCUUCGCUCUGCGGUGCAAGUCUGAGGCUAAUAGUCAGGAGAGGAGAAAAAAAGGCGACAGGGAAGACAUGUUUGAGGGGUUUUUUCGCCUUGCGGUCGCGGUAGGAUGUUGAUGUUGUGCUCCUAAAACAGACGGAAGAAGACCCAAAAAAGAAAAAAAGGGGGGGAGAAAGAGCCGAGGGCAAAUGGGAAUUGGUCGGUAGGUUUUUUUGGUUCAGGAGCCGCUGUUUUGAUCGCUGUUUAUUUAAUUGGUUUGUUAUGAUCUGAAAUAACGUAGGCCUCUUAGGCAGCCCCGCAGUAAAUAAAUACACGGUCAGCAAACCGGGGCUACAUCGCUGCAAAUUAACCCGCUUUUAUUAUAUUUCAGGGGAUGUUUUUAUAUGCGAGCCGCUGCGUUUUGUAGUAAGGUGGAAGCAUUGUUUAGGUGGCAUUUCUUAACCAGGCGGCCAAAACAUUUCUAGAUACAUCUACUCUUCAGGGGGCCAUACAAAGGCCCAGUAGAAACACAUUAAAGGCUACUUGGAGGCUUUAAAAGACUGUUUCCACUGCGAAGAAAAUCGCCCACAGGCUGGCUUUAAGCACGAAGGCGCACAACAGCAGUCUGCUCCCCACAGUUUAGAUCAAGACGGGACAUACGAAGAUUUUUAAAUGUUAAUGUCGACCGACGUUGCAUCCAUCAUGCUGCCUGUGUCCCGGGGUCUCAUGGACCGGGAUAGAGAGCUGGACACCAUGGCCGGGGUGCAUCCCAACGCGGGCGGCGCUCCCGCAGUGGUCCGCGGCAUGAAGCGCGGAGACCCGGAGCCCGACGGACAGACAGCGGCGGCUCUGGUGGACUCAGCCGGGGCGGAGUGCAAGCGUCCCCGGAUCGACGGCUCAGGGGGGAUCGGCGAGGUUGGUCAGAACAACGACCCUUUGACCCUUGGUUACCAUGGCUACCCAUCUCAUAGUCAGGGCUCUCAGGAUAGUGCUGGCGGUCAGGAGGGACUCGUACCGCCACCUUUCUCCGCGUUCCCUCCACCUCCGCCGCCACCCCCCCAGAACGGCCUGGCCCUGGAUUACGGGGGCAGUCUGUACGCAGCGGGAGCCGUCCAGGGCCCCGUGGAAGCCGGCGGAGCGGCGAACAGCGCCGCCAACGCUGCCAGCAGCCUCGGUGCUCAACAGUCGGAUGUGUCCUCCCAGAUUGACGGUCAGUCAGGGGUUGGCUCGGGAGGAGGAGGAGGCGGAGGGACCGCCGGGGUUGACGCAGACGACAAGGGGACACCCAAGCGCCUCCACGUGUCCAACAUCCCCUUCCGCUUCCGAGACCCCGACCUACGUCAGAUGUUUGGGCAAUUUGGCAAAAUCCUCGACGUCGAGAUCAUUUUCAAUGAGAGGGGAUCCAAGGGCUUCGGUUUUGUAACAUUCGAGUCGAGCGCAGAUGCAGAGAGGGCCAGAGAGAAGCUGCACGGCACGCUGGUGGAAGGACGUAAAAUCGAGGUCAAUAAUGCCACAGCCAGAGUGAUGACAAACAAGAAGAUGACCACCCCUUACUCUAACGGAGAGGGUCUUGCAACUCUGCCAUAUGCUGGGUGGAAGUUGAGUCCGAUGGUCGGAGCCAUGUACAGUCCUGAACUCUACACAGACGCUGUUCUUUCCUCCUCCUCUCCCUCAGUACCGGGGUUUCCUUACCCAGCAGCAGCGGCGGCGGCUGCUUCCACCGCUGCGACCUUUCGCGGCGCUCAUCUGCGGGGUCGCGCCCGACCUGUCUACAGCGCAGUUAGGGCAGCCGUGCCACAACCUGCCAUUCCUGCCUACCCGGGUGUGAUGGCCUAUCAGGAUGGCUUUUACGGUGCAGCUGAUCUCUAUGGCGGCUAUGCAGCUUAUCGUUACGCCCAGCCGGCUGCGGUAGCGACUCCCGCGGCGGCGGCGGCUGCAGCAGCGGCUUACAGUGACAGCUACGGACGAGUUUACACGGCAGACCCCUACCACGCUGCGCUCGCCCCAGCUGCCUACGGUGUUGGAGCCAUGGCCACACUGUACAGGGGAGGCUACAGUAGAUUUGCCCCUUACUAAAGACACUACAUUUCCCAGGAGCUCCUCUCUUCCAUUGAAUUACUCUGUAAGAGCUCCCUCUGUUGUCGUGGAGGUGGACUGCACCAAGUUUUAAAGUGUGGAGUCGACCACCUCAAAGAUAUUUCAGAUCCCACCCCCAAGCAGUCCUACAUUUUCUUAUAUAUGCUACUACAGAAAUAGAGGAAUGCUGUAUUAAAGACUGACGGAUGGCCUUUACAUUAAAAAAGAAGAAAAAUAAAAUAAAGACUUAAAAUGGCCACCUUCCCUAUUGCACGGCUGUAUUAUAGUCCCCCUUCUUAUUCCCUCGACACUCAGCAGCACAAGACUCGGGAUGGAGCCCGGAUGUUCUUCCAAGGCUGUAUGUGGAUAACUGACAUUUAAAUAGCUGUCAACCAUGUAUGAGAAAGAAUGGGAGUGCUGUGUGGCCUGCACACACUCAACAUUUAAGGAAAAAGAGGGGGAAACGAGCAACCAGAGUGUCCAAAACACGGUCGGAGCAGUAAGAAGCAGGAAGGUGCUUCGAAAGAGCACCUAAAACCAGAAUGACGAGUCACUAAAAUGAUAAAAAGGGCGCCCGCUGAUGGAUUUUUAUAAUUCCUCCUUAACGUGGGUGGAUAGUGAGAGAGGAUUUCCAUUCUUGCUGUGUUCUGGUAGAGGGAGACUGAACAUGGCAGCUUGGAGAGACAAUGUGAUGGUUUAUAACGCUACAGAAAUCAUGUCCGAAAGCUGAAGGGAGGGAGAGUUAUUAGAGCUGUUCCUUACCUCAAGAUUUCUUAGUAUGUGGAAAUGGUGAACCUUUAAACUUAAAAUUGUUAUGAUAUGCAAAGAAAUUAGUUUAGAGAAAAAAAAUUACCAAAUUAUUAUUAAUUGUAAUUAUUCUCAUUAUUAUUCUUAUUAAACCAUUAUUUUGUUUGACUCAGCAGCCAAUGCUGUCAUGGGAACAGUGAACCUUGGGGUUAAAAAUCAGAAAAUGAGCAUCUAUAUUACAAAUAUUCCAUGUUUUGACUAUGUGACACAACUAUAGUCUCACAUCAUCCCUCUCAUGUACAGGAUUUCACCAACACUAGACACUACAAAAAGUGCAACACUACACUUCAGACGUUUUCUUCUCGAACUGAUUUUAGCUUUAGAUUCAAACUAAAUCAUCCACCCACAACCCUGAGGUUCAAGUACUUGUUGAUCCUUUAAUGUAGAGAUUUAUUAUUUGGAUUUUCCCCUCAUGCUCCAUCUUUUAUAGAGCAAAGUCCAACAUUGAAUGAGUCUUCCUGAAACAUACUGUACCUGUCAAUAGUUUGGACAUGCCAACUCAUCCAGUGUUUUUUCUUUAUAUUUAUUAUUUUCUAAAUGGUAGAUUAAUACUGAAGCCAUCAAAAUGAAGAAAAAACACAUGGAUUUAUAUAGGAAGCCAAAAAAUGUAAACAAAAAUGUUUUUUAUUUUAUAUUCUUUAAAGUAGCGAUCUCUUGCUUUGUUGACAGCUUUGCACACCGUACAUGUUUCUUUAAUGCACAAAAAACCUGGACAGGUAGGUUGGCACUACUACAGCCAACCUCAUGUGGAUUUCCAAUGAUCUUGAAGGAGUUCCCAUAUAUGCUGAGUACCUCUUGCAUAAUAUGGAUUACUUAGCAAGUCCUCCUACCUAAACAACAGAAUAGAUUGUUUGCCAAUGACUCUCAAAACAAAGUAUAUGACCGUUCUCCAAAACAAUCGAUACGCAUGACCGUCGGCGAGUACCAGCGACAAACACGAGUUGCCAAUAGAACUCUAAACAAGUGGCAUGGAUAUCAAUUAUCAGUUAUCUGGAUAUCUGCUGGCUACACUGGAGGUCCCGAAACACUGGCUGUUGCCCCAGAGGCUAAAUCGCCAUCAGAGAAUAGCUGACAGAUUCAGAGGCUGAAGGAGAACAGUCUGGGAUUACUACAGUAGUCAAACAGGGCCAUUUACUACAUGCCAGCAGUGCACAACACUGCACAACACAACUCGUCGGAAUCAAAUGCAUUAAGAAAGCAAGAAAUUCCAUCCAUUAACUUUUAACCAUGCACCCCUGUCAGCUGAGAACCAGUCCAGGAAACUAUCUCAUGAAGCUGGUGAAGAUCAUGGCAGCAGUGUGCAAAGCUUUCAUCAAGGCAAACAGCUGCUGUGGCGAAUGUCAAAUAUUAAACAUUUUGCUCAGUUUGACACUUUCCAUUCGUGUUAUUUCGUACUUCUGAUGUCUCCACUACUAAUGUAGAAUGUUGAAGACAAUUUUAAAAAAUAAAGGAAAAACACUGAAUGAGGAGGUGUGUCCAAACUUUUGACUGGUACUAUACUUUAGUUGGUAAUUUUGUUUGCGUUGCUGCCAGCAGCAAUUACUGAGCAAGAGAGAGAUUCUGUCAGCGAGUCAAUAGAAAAUAUUUAAAUGCAAAACACCUUACUAUUGUGCAUAUUUCUUUAAUGUUGUAUUCUAUAUUUCAAAAACGUGGCUUUAUUUGGCUUUUGUUUUUGUUCCAAAGAUUUGUAGAAAGCACAUUUUUCUGCCGUAUGUAUAAAUAUAUUAUCUUUGUUAUUGUUAUGAUCAUAAUCCUUGAUAAUCCUAUUGCUGUCUUUAUUUAGUUCUUUUUCAUCUUCGUCUUUUUUUAUAUCCGUAAGUGUUGUUCCUUCUUCAUUAAGGUGCAAGUUAAAUUUCAAGGUUUUUUUCUUUCUUUGGACUAAAGGCUAAAGAUCUCGAGCCGAGAGCGUACCUGGAUAGUGACGUACUAAAGGUAUGCAUGUAACACUACUAAACUUUUGUCCUCUGAGUUAAAUAUUAAGUCAAUCCAGACUACCGCUUUAUUUGUCAUUGUUUUGUUAUGGGUUGAUCAUAGGAUCCGCUAGCAUGACAUUUGAUUAUAUUUCAAAAACGUACAAAAACGGCUGAAUGUUUUUUUUCCCUCUUGGUGUCCAUAUUUUAGGGAUGUCUCAUGCCUAAGACAUUUGGAAUGAAUGAUCUUACUGUAAGUGUGUUGACGAUUGGUUAAAACCAACUAACGUUAUGUUUUUUUGUUUUUUUUUUUAAAGCAGACUCCUUACAUUUCAGUGAUUAAAUCUGUCAGCUUGGCCAUUGUGGUCACUUCAGGUUUGAAGAUAUCCAGUAAAAUGAAAGUGUUAACUCAAACGUAAGCAGGUUAAUAUUCCAACAUGGUUUAAAACAGCUGUCACUGUGGGAUAUGAUCUAAGUUGUGUGUAAAAUGGGCCGUUGUGUUUUUCUUUACCCUAAUUACUAAUUUCAAAGCUACUGUUGUGUUUUUUUAAAUUAUCACACUUGGAAAAACAUGCAGGUCAAUAAGAUGUUUUUUUUUCUAUUAAAUGUGCUGCUGUUGGAUUUUCUCAUUUAACAUUUCUUUUUGAGUAUCUAAAAGUUACUAUAGAAUGUGCUCUGGACGAAAUAUGGGGGUAAAAAAGAAACCUAGCCAAAGAUGCUAACUAACAGUCCCCAGCACGUUUUGGUUCCCAACGUGUGCUACACGAGAUACAAAGAUGGACUUAACAAAGCCACUGAAGGCAUGGACAAACCAGCAUGAGCGAUACAUGUCAAGUUAAAAAAAAAAAAAAAAAAAAAAGUUUUGCAUGACUCUUGUGUCUUUCAUAUUUGAGUCCCGAGCAGCCGAGCCCAGUUGCGUUCUUCUUCACCACUAAACUCCAUGUAGAGCGACAGGCAGCUAGCAGUUUGAAGCUAGCUAACACAACAAAGAGCACAGUGCUGUUUGGCAAAAAGGCCUGCUGAUAAACAGAAUGGCUGCCGCACACAAGAACAUGUGGCAGCUCCGGUUUCUCGUCACGGUUUUCUUGCCACUGUAUAAUAGUAAACUAUAUGGCCGUUCUUCAUAGUUCCUAUGGUUUCUCAAUGACCGGUCCUCUCCCUCUGUCAUGUCUAUACCUCCCUUGACUGCCAUUCUGUUUUUUUGUUAUUGAAUGUCCAUAUAAAAAUGUUUUAUAUAAAAAUGUUUUGUUGUGAUGAAG
Messenger RNA from Chelmon rostratus (copperband butterflyfish), 6100 nucleotides. It is a transcript of the gene rbfox2, whose product is annotated as RNA binding fox-1 homolog 2. The transcript is spliced from 13 exons. Lineage: Eukaryota; Metazoa; Chordata; Actinopteri; Chaetodontiformes; Chaetodontidae. Gene Ontology annotation, biological process: regulation of alternative mRNA splicing, via spliceosome; nervous system development. Gene Ontology annotation, molecular function: mRNA binding. Gene Ontology annotation, cellular component: cytoplasm; nucleus. The record is from RefSeq and is a predicted model, not a curated record. Bases 721 to 2124 code for a protein of 467 amino acids.